AUGGCUGGCAUCCUUGAAAUCAAGGCCCGUAGGAGCGAUGCAGUUUCGGAGCAGCUUGGAGGCUGCCGUGCGUGGAUCGUCUUCUUGCACAGUAUGGUGGACAUCUACUCUCACACCUCGGUGCUUCUGCUUGCUUGGUUCACCAAUGCCUACAUAAUUCCGGUGUACCUGGCGCUCCUCUUUGCCAUGGUCACCCAAGUCUCAGACCUCACGCCAUGGCAGCUCGCCGAAGCUCCGCUACUCUGGCUCGCACCUCAUGGGGUUCGCGCAACAAGGGUGCGCUGCUUCCGGCUUGGCAGCCUGGCAUUGAGGGUCCUGGUAGUGGUGGCGUUGGUGACAGUGGUGGAGGGUAAUGAUCCCCCCAGCAUAGUGUCGCCCCGACGCCUCUUGCGAACGCCUCCCAGCCUGGCUGAAGACCGCCUGGUGGGCCGAAGAGGCCCGUUGUGA
Durusdinium trenchii is the source of this 447-nucleotide messenger RNA. The record is from the annotation of a GenBank genome assembly. NCBI's taxonomy places the organism in Eukaryota, Dinophyceae, Suessiales, Symbiodiniaceae.